AUGCUUGAGUACGCAAAGAAGUUGGAAGCUUACAUGAAAAGUGGUAGCAGACACCCUGUCUAUCCCUGGACAGUAGCUUCUCGCAUUAGGCAAUUCCCGUAUGCAUGGUAUUAUCAGAACAACACUUUCGUUCGUUACUACGUCCUCUCAAUGCCAGUAUUCUUGCCCCUCGGUGUUUAUCUUCUCUACAAAGCCCACUUUAUCAAGAAGAAACUGACUCAUAACUAUGAUCCAUUCAAUCCCAACGAAAUUCCCGUCCAGAAAAUUGGACAUCAUUAG
Molecule: messenger RNA, 279 nt
Organism: Rodentolepis nana
Lineage: Eukaryota; Metazoa; Platyhelminthes; Cestoda; Cyclophyllidea; Hymenolepididae
Source: the annotation of a GenBank genome assembly